This is a messenger RNA of Aegilops tauschii subsp. strangulata, 600 nucleotides long. Its product is annotated as transcription factor bHLH168-like. Gene Ontology annotation, molecular function: protein dimerization activity; DNA-binding transcription factor activity, RNA polymerase II-specific; RNA polymerase II transcription regulatory region sequence-specific DNA binding. Gene Ontology annotation, cellular component: RNA polymerase II transcription regulator complex. The record is from RefSeq and is a predicted model, not a curated record. Lineage: Eukaryota; Viridiplantae; Streptophyta; Magnoliopsida; Poales; Poaceae. Gene Ontology annotation, biological process: regulation of transcription by RNA polymerase II.
AUGGAGAUGAAGGCCAGGGUGACCGGCGGCACGGCGUCACCGAUGGAGAAGAAGAGGUCGGAGAGGGAGAGGAGGCAGCGCAUGAAGGCGCUCUGCGAGAAGCUCGCGUCCCUCAUCCCAAAAGAACACUCCCCCCACGCUGAUACAUUGAGCCAGCUAGGCAGCCUGGAUGCGGCGGCAUCAUACAUCAAGAAGCUCAAGGAACGGGUCGAUGAUCUACAACACAAGAAGGCCUCUGCACAAGCCAUGGCUACCUUACUGGGAGUUAGUGGCAUCUCGACGCCCACUAUCACUGCUACCAAGAGCAGCGGUGCGGGGUCACCAGAAGGAGGAAAAAAAUUGGAGGCAGCACCACGGGUAGUGGAGGUGCGGCAAUAUGACGAUGCAAGCAUGGAGGUGAGGCUGAUAUGCAGCACGGAGAGGCCUAUCAAGCUCCAUGAGGUGGUCACCAUUCUUGAGGAAGAAGGGGCCGUCAUCAUUAACGCUAAUUACUUUGUUGCAUUCGACAGAAUAUUCUACACUAUACACUCCCGGGCUUUCAGCACCAGAAUUGGCAUAGACGGGUCAAGAAUUUCCGAACGAAUGCGGGCAUUGGUGUGA